GACGUCGUUCCUUGUACCAUGUGGAGGAUCAGGGGCUGUCAACAGAUAUUUACCCCAGGAAGCGGAGCUCUCUAGCCCGGUACACGGAGCCGUUCUUCCGGUAAACAUGAGUCUGCUGCCUCGCAGCGCAGAGGAGUUCAGCUCGGCGGACUUCUGGGAGAAGUUCUUUAAGAACCGAGGAGAGAGGUCGUUUGAGUGGUACGGAGACUACAACAGUCUGUGUGGAGUCCUGCACAGGUACAUCAAAGUCCCGGACCAGGUUUUGGUGGUGGGUUGUGGAAACUCUGAGCUGAGUGAACAGCUGUACGAUGUCGGCUACAAACACCUGACUAACAUCGACAUCAGCGAGACGGUGGUAGCGCACAUGAACCAGCGGAAUGCUGAACGCCGGCCUGACCUCACCUUCCAGCAGGUAGAUGCUACACAGACACCGUAUGAGGAUGGCAGCUUCCAGGCGGCUCUGGAUAAGGGCACGCUGGACGCCAUGGCAUCAGAAGAGGAGGGGGCGCUCGCGAGGAACAUGCUCUCUGAGGUCUGCCGUGUGCUGUCUGUGGGUGGGCGCUACGUUUGCGUGACCCUGGCUCAGCAAAGCGUGAUCCGGCUGGCGAUCGAGCACUUCGUCCAGCUAGGCUGGGCCGUGAGGCUGCACUGUCUGCAGGAGGAGCGAGGGAAAGAGGAGGACUCCUUUGCUCUGCCCGUCUUUGUCUUGGUUUGCACCAAGUUCAGACAGCCGCUGCCCCGCCCCCUCUUAGAGAUGUGCGUGGGGGAGGACGGAGCGCCGACUCGUUUCUCUGAGGUCACUGAGCUGUUGUCAGCAGUCAGGGAACAUCAGGCAUACUCUGUCUUGAGAAAGAGGCUCAGAACAGGCACAGACGCCAACUCCAACCUUUCCCUCAUGCUCUGUGAUGCCAAAAACGGCCUUCCCCGGUACACGCUCACGGUACAGGACUGCCCCCACAACACCAAGGUGCCCAGAUCCAACCAGUUUGCUAUUUUUAUUGUGCCUCAGGGCAGCGAGACGGCGUGGCUCUACAGCUCCACGGAGGGCAGGAAGCAGUUAGCAGCUAGCGCUAACUUCAAACGCCUGGUUAUUGUGGCGAUGCACAGGAAUCAGGAAUACACGGACAUGCAGGCCGUCCAAACAGAGCUGUCCCCCAUGGUGAUGGACCUCUCCCCCCCUGGUAUGCCCACCAACCAGCAGGUGCCAUUCCUGUCGGUAGGAGGAGACCUAGGCUGGAGGGAGGAGGUCAGCAGGGGGAAAAGUGAGCUGAGCGGCGAGUACUGUGUGGAAAACGUCAGAGGAGAAGACGGGGAGCUGUACCGGCGACUCGUUUUCCUCACCAACACCGCCCUGGUCCAAUCAGAGAGCCGUCUGGUCUCUUCAAAGAAAGAAUCAAGCAACAAAAAGAAAAACAAGAAGAAGACGAAGCAGGCAGCAGCGCUGUCCUCCUCCCCUCUGUCCGUGGACGGCGGCUUCCUCUGCUGCGCUCAUCAUGAGGUCAUGGUGGCCGGCCUCGCUAUGCUGGGGGUGGGAGUGCCACAGAACAAAGACAGCCCGCUGUCGGUGCUGCUCAUUGGCCUCGGUGGAGGAGGGCUGCCGCAGUUCCUGCGGGACUUUGUGCCAGACGUUUCCGUGGAAGUGGUGGAGCUAGACCCAGUCGUGUUGGAGGUGGCAAAGGAAUGGUUCGGGUUCAGGCCAGACGAUCGGUUGACGGUCACUCUGGGGGAUGGCCUUGAACGCAUCGCUGCCCUGCAGGAAGAAGGCUCUCGCAUGUUUGAUGUCAUCAUGUUUGAUGUGGACAAUAAAGACAGCUCUGUGGGGAUGAGCUGUCCCCCUGCUGCCUUUGUAGAAUCCUCCGUCCUACAGAAAGUCCGCUCAUUGCUCACACCCAGAGGUGUGUUCACUUUGAACCUGGUGUGUCGAGACUCAGUGUUGAGGAAAACCGUGUUGGAGCGAGUGAGCGCCGUGUUUCCCACCAUCCUCUCCAGGAGUAUCGAGGGGGAGGUCAAUGAAGUCCUCCUGUGUUCUCCUGAAGAAAAGGAGACGUCAGACACCGCUGACAUCCUUCCCUCACUGAAGCUGGCGGGUCAGAGUCUGCAGGCCGCCCUGAGCUCAGGGAGCAGCAGGAAGCCUCACAUAGACAUUUCAGAGCUCUUAAAGGACCUGACAAUAGAGUGACCUUCAACCCCAGAACACGUGCAUCAUGGUGUCCCAGGACAACCCGUACAUGACCAGGACAGCACUGAUCCUCCUCCACUAGAGCUCUCAGGCAGGGGACUUCAGCCUCUGCACAGUACCGUGGACGCUAUCGCCUUUAUAACCUCAAAAGUUUUGGUUAUUAUAAAUUCACCGCUGUUUCCACUCAAAAAUGAACAGAUCCUCUUUGAUGUUUUUUUCUCAGUGGCCCUAAAACAUCAUCUCACAUCCGUGCAGCUUAGACUGUUUGCUUCAGUAUUUGAUCAUUAAAGGAAGGAUAUUUACCAA
Messenger RNA from Cheilinus undulatus (humphead wrasse), 2485 nucleotides. It is a transcript of the gene mettl13, whose product is annotated as methyltransferase like 13. The record is from RefSeq and is a predicted model, not a curated record. Bases 107 to 2179 code for a protein of 690 amino acids. The transcript is spliced from 10 exons. NCBI's taxonomy places the organism in Eukaryota, Metazoa, Chordata, Actinopteri, Labriformes, Labridae.